Molecule: messenger RNA, 567 nt
Organism: Acanthosepion pharaonis
Lineage: Eukaryota; Metazoa; Mollusca; Cephalopoda; Sepiida; Sepiidae
Source: the annotation of a GenBank genome assembly
AUGGCAUCCACAAAUAUCUUGGUCACAUUUUUCAUUGAUAAUGUUAUCAAUGGCAUCCACAGUAUCCUUGGUCACAUUUUCAUUGAUAACAAUGUCGGUCAAUGGCAUCCACAACAUCCUUGGCUCGACAUUUUCAUUGAUAACAAUGUUUGUAUCAAUGGCAUCCACAGCAUCCUUUGGUCACAUUUUCAUUUUUGGUCAAUGGCAUCCACAACAUCCUUGGUCACAUUUUCAUUGAUAGCCGGGUCAAUGGCAUCCACAACAUCCUUGGUCACAUUUUCAUUGAUAACAAUGUCGUCAAUGGCAUCCACAACAUCCUUGGAUAACAAUGUCGGUCAAUUGGCAUCCACAACAUCCUUGGUCACAUUUUCAUUGAUAACAAUGUCGGUCAAUGGCAUCCAUAACAUCCUUGAUCGGAUAACAAUGUCAUCCACCACAACAUCCUUGGUCAUGGCCUCAUUGAUAACAAUGUCGGUCAAUGGCAUCCACAACAUCCUUGGUCACAUUUUCAUUGAUAACAAUGUCGGUCAAUGGCAUCCACAACAUCAACAGUCACAUUUAUUUUAA